Toxotes jaculatrix (banded archerfish) is the source of this 6009-nucleotide messenger RNA. It is a transcript of the gene ddr2l, whose product is annotated as discoidin domain receptor family, member 2, like. Lineage: Eukaryota; Metazoa; Chordata; Actinopteri; Toxotidae. Gene Ontology annotation, molecular function: ATP binding; collagen binding; protein tyrosine kinase collagen receptor activity. The record is from RefSeq and is a predicted model, not a curated record. Gene Ontology annotation, biological process: protein phosphorylation; cell surface receptor protein tyrosine kinase signaling pathway; positive regulation of kinase activity. Gene Ontology annotation, cellular component: signaling receptor complex; membrane. Bases 372 to 3074 code for a protein of 900 amino acids. The transcript is spliced from 20 exons.
CUCCUCCUCCUCCUCCUCUUCGGAAACGGGAUGUGAUGUAAAUACACAGCAGUUUUUUUUGUUCCUCUGUCUUUGGAGUGAGCACAGCUCCUUCUCCCAGUUCACUGUUCGGGAAAAAGAGGAGGAAGCAAACAUAAAGGCCGUAAAACGAGGAGCAGGGUGAAGCAUCAGAGAGACAAAGGGACCGGGACUUUUGUCCACCAUGAUCCUGUGAGCUCCUCCGUCUGUCUCCGACAACAGUCUCACGACCUGCCGGACCGGACUCCGAGGAGAACGGAUCAAAGCGGAGAGAAGCUCGCUGCUGUUGUGGAUCCGGAGGGAAACUGCGGACAGAGAUGUAGCGUGUGUGUUGGUGUGAUCUGCGGACCAUCAUGCACCUCUUCCUGCUGCUGAUUCUUCAAGCCACAGCAGCCUUCGGACAGAUUGACCCUGCACACUGUCGCUAUGCCUUGGGCAUGGAGGAUGGCCGAAUCAAAGAUGAUGACAUCACAGCAUCCAGCCAAUGGUAUGAGACCACGGGACCAAAGUACGCCAGGCUGAAUCGUGAGGAGGGAGACGGCGCCUGGUGUCCUGAGGGACAGCUGGAGCCUUCAGACAGUCAGUACCUGCAGGUGGACCUGGGCAGGUUGACCUUCCUGACCGUGGUCGGGACUCAGGGACGAUACGCCAGAAACUCGGGGAACGAGUUCGCCCGAGCUUAUCGCCUGAACUACAGCAGGGACAGUUUACUGUGGAAGUCCUGGAGGAACCGGCUGGGAAACACGGUGAUGGAGGGAAACAAAAACGCCUACGCCUCUGUCAUCAACGACCUCCACCCGCCAAUCAUCGCCCGCUACAUCCGCCUGAUCCCGGUCACCAAGCUGUCCACCACUGUCUGUAUGAGAGUGGAGCUGUACGGCUGUCCCUGGGAUGACGGUCUGAUCUCCUACAGCGCUCCGGAGGGUCAGCUCAUGAUGCCGCCCGGUUAUUCCAUCGCCAGCCUCAACGACUCUACGUAUGACGGCGUGCACGAGAGGAGGAAGCUGUUUGGUGGGAUGGGUCAGCUGACAGAUGGCGUGAUCGGCCUGGACGACUUCCUGCUGACGCGUCAGUACCACGUGUGGCCGGGCUACGACUACCUGGGCUGGAGGAACGACUCGCUGGGAACUCAGGGAUACGUGGAGAUGGAGUUUGUGUUCGACAGGCAGAGGAACUUCACUUCCAUGAAGGUUCACAGCAACAACAUGUUCUCCCGCGGUGUGAAGAUCUUCUCCUCCGUCUCCUGUUGGUUUAAACCCCGCCUCAUCGCCGGCUGGGAGGCGGAGCCUGUGGAGUUCAAGACGGUGCUGGAUGACAGGAACCCGAGCGCCCGAUACGUCACCGUGCCGCUGAACCGCCGCGCCGCCAAAUCCCUCCGCUGCCGCUUUUACUUCGCUGACGUUUGGAUGAUGUUCAGCGAGAUCUCCUUUCAGUCGGAGGACACCGUACUGCCGACACUGGUGGUGACUUCCCCUCCAGCCAAUGAGGAGAGCGCCUUGACAACCACACCAAAGACAUCAGCUAGUCCAUCAGCCAGCGAUCCACCAGAUGACGGCAACACGCCCAUUCUGAUUGGCUGCCUGGUGACCAUCAUCCUGCUGUUAGUCAUCAUCAUCUUCCUCAUCCUCUGGUGUCAGUACGUCUGUAAGGUGCUGGAGAAGGCUCCACGUCGGAUCCUUGAAGAGGAGGUGACAGUUCGACUGUCGUCCUGCAGUGAUACCAUCAUCCUGCAGACCCCCCCUGUGCCCCCCCGCUCCGGACACGCCCUUACAGGCCCCGCCAACAUGGACCCUCACUAUGAGAGAGUUUUCCUGUUGGACCCACAGUACCAGAACCCGGCGCUGCUCAGAAACAAGCUGCCCGAGCUGUCGCAGAGCGCUGAGGCCUCAGCUCUCCUCCUUGGUAAUCCUCUCUAUGACCUCCUCCUGCUGACUUCCUGUCACAUGACGUCAGGCUGGCUGCGUGCGUGUGGGGGAGGGUACGCUGAGCCUGACGUCACCCAGUGCACACCGCACCAGUGUUUCCAUAGCAACGCACCGCACUACGCCGAGACGGACAUUGUACGGCUGCAGGGCGUCACCGGGAGCAACAUGUACGCCGUCCCCGCCCUCACCGUGGACUCUCUCACCAGGAAGGACAUCUCUGCUGCCGAAUUCCCACGGCAACAGCUGAUCUUCAGAGAGAAGCUGGGGGAGGGGCAGUUUGGAGAGGUCCACCUGUGUGAGGCUGAGGGACUCCCUGAAUUUCUUGGGGAGGGGUCGCCCCUCCCUGACAGAGACGGCCACUCUGUGCUGGUGGCUGUUAAACAGCUGAGGGCCGACGCCACCAGCCAAGCCAGGAACGACUUCCUGAAGGAAAUAAAGAUCAUGUCUCGCCUGAACGACCCCAACAUCAUCCGGCUGCUGUGUGUGUGUGUGUCGUCCGACCCGCUGUGCAUGGUGACCGAAUACAUGGAGAACGGAGACCUCAACAUGUUUCUGUCGCAGCGGGAGAUCGAGAGCACGCUGACACAUGCCAACAACAUCCCUUCAGUCAGUCUAUCCGACCUCCUCCACAUGUCGGUGCAGAUCUCGUCGGGGAUGAAGUACCUGGCAUCUCUGAACUUUGUGCACAGAGACCUGGCCACGAGGAACUGCCUGCUGGACCGUCGCCUCACCAUCAAGAUCGCCGACUUCGGGAUGAGCAGAAACCUGUACAGCAGCGACUACUACCGCAUCCAGGGCCGGGCUGUGCUGCCCAUACGAUGGAUGGCCUGGGAGAGCAUCCUGCUGGGUAAGUUCACCACAGCCAGUGACGUGUGGGCGUUUGGUGUCACCCUGUGGGAGAUCUUCACUCUGUGUAAGGAGCAGCCCUACAGCCUGCUGUCUGAUGAACAGGUCAUAGAGAACACUGGCGAGUUCUUCAGGAACCAGGGCAGACAGAUUUUCCUGUAUGCUCCUCCGCUCUGCCCACCUUCUCUCUUCGAGCUGAUGAUGCGUUGUUGGAGUCGAGAUAUCCCCAACCGACCCUCCUUCGAGGGACUUUACCAAGCCCUGAGGCCCCACGUCAACCAGUGAGCCAAAGUCGCUGGGAUGUACCACUCGGGCUGUCCUUGGCGGCGGGUUCGUCCCUCUCUGGACUCCUGGAAGACAAUAGAUUGACAUGAGAAGACAGAGGACUGGUAUUGAGUAACAAGAGCGAGCCGCUGUCAGAGGGAAUGAGGAAACCGGCAGAGCUGUGGUCAGAAGGUUGGUUUGCUUUGUGUGAACAGCAGCAGGAUGGAGACGGGAGAAGGCCGGUCAGCUCGGAGGAACGUUUCACAGGAUCAAAACCUUUCAGCCGUAGUGAACAAAGUUUUCUAAGCUUUCUGCAGAUUUCUGUCAGUGCCAGUUUCACAGUUUCAUCCAUCUCUUUAAAGCCUCUUUGACCAAAACGUCUUGUUGGACCUUUUGACAUUUCUUCUUUUCAUGGUGUUAUGGUGCCAAAGAUGCCGUAAACUUUAUUUUCUUCCUCUCUGGACGGACUCUUCAGUCUCUGUAGUUUCUCCUGUCCCUGUGUUUUUUUUAUUAUUAUUGUAAAGCACUGUGUCUGUGUCUCUCAGUUAUUCAUGUUCCUAUAUUAACCCACACUGGAGCUGGUUAGGGUCAGAUUGUAGCGUAGGAUUUGAUUUUUAGAUUUUUAUUGUAUUUUAUUUUUCUUGGUUUAUUGUAUUUCACUUGUUUCGGUCUUUUUUGUGGAUAUGAAUGUUGUUCAGCUGAGGUUCACAUCACGGUGCCAGAGGCUGGGGUGAAACCUGUGAGCUUCACAGACUGAGAAUCAGUCAGUAACUGUGGCUACUUUAGGAAAGAAUCACAAUCAGGAAAAAAAAGAGAAACAAAGACUGUUAGUGUUAAAAUUAUUAGAUUAUUAUCAUAAAACCGUAAAACUAAUCGUCAUCAAGUGACAUUGUACCAGUGACAUCUGUAAACUGGUGUGUUACGUUAGUAACCUGUGGGAACAGUGGGAAUCAAACCAGCAUUAACAGCACAGGUACUGCAUGUUGUGGGGGGGGGGGGGGUCAACCCUCAGAGUGUGUAAUGCAAAGAUCUAACAUCAAGGUAUCACUUUACCUUUGUCUGUUUUUACAGUGGGGCCUAAAAACUGUGUGUUAAGUGUGUAAAUGUGUAUGUUGGAGCCCACAGACCUGCAGGUGUACAUGCUUCGUCUCCACCCGCCCUGUUCUGCCUGGGUGGAGUUAGUGGUGGUGUAAAUUAGUUUGGUUUGGGUUAACAGCAUUAAGAUUUUAAAAUUCAAAGUCUGUAGUUUGAUCACAGUGAAACAAUUCACAAACCAGUCAAAUUCAGAAACCAGUCAAAUUCAAAUAUUUCCCAGUCAGAAACCUUUUCCCAGCAAAUCAAACCCAGACAGAAGGUUGGACUCAGUCUUAAAGACAACGGAGACACCAACAACCUCUGUGCAGAUUUUGGUUAGCUUUCUGUCUCUGCCCGGUUUGACAGUGUUAGCCUGGGUUUGGUGUGAUUUUGAAGACAUGCCACGAUCCGACCACAUCAAGGUGAAAUUUGGGGCGAGGGGAGAUGAAGCGUUACAUCUACACUUUGGGCCAUUUGCAGCAGAACUACUGUGUUAGAAGGGGACCCUCGGGGCCGGGGGCCAAUGAGCCACGAGGGGCUGAGGAGCAGGAGCUGAUACACAUCGGACAGGUGAAGCCAUCAGAAAAGCCCCACCUCUCGCAGCCUCUCACAGCCAAUCACUGCUGCACCUUUCCUAACAUCCUAAAGGAGAUUCGUGUGAGUAAAUACGUGUUCUUUUCCUUUGCUAACAGCAGGCACAAACAAUGACCUGUCAACAAGAUGUUUGAAAUCUACAAUGAUUUUUACCGCAUAGCAUUCAAAAGAGUCUUGUUUACAGAACUAAUGCAGGAUAGAUGCAGCACAGAACAACCAGAGUGCAGGGCUGUGGCCUCUGUAGUGUCCACAGCCCUGCACUCUGUGGAAGGAUGGAUACAGAGAAACAGGUGGUGAUGACGGGUCUUCCAUUUCUAACCAUGAUGUCAGGAUGAAAAGCAAGUAAAACUGAAGGUGGUUGACCGACAUUGUAACUGGAUGAGUGUGUGUUGUUCCAUUGGGUUUCUAAUGGGCCGGUCGCACCAGCAUUUUAAACAUCAGAAUCUCACCAUGGCCAGAUUUGUCUCAGUGGAACAAACUGGUGCAAACCAAAAUCACGUUCACAGGAAAGACGGAGGAAGACCAGAUACGUUGAGUCUGAGUGUAUCCCUCAGUGUUUUUGUUGUUACAGUAGUGUUUUGUUAUCUGUACUGUAUCUUAACACAACAUAUGUGUGUAUGAGUGUGUGUGUCUGAGAGAAAAUGAGUUUUGUGAACGAGUAUUCUCGACAUUCCUUUGAGCACUGGGAGCUAGUUGGGAUUAAAGUGGUUAACCAGAGUUGCUCUGUUGUGCCAAAUUAUGUGAUUAAAUGAGGGAGAGAGGAUUUUUUUCUAAACCAGAGGAAAAAGUGCAGUAAGUAAGGAAACCACUAAACUCAAUCUCCCAGAGUCCUUUGCUACAGUGAGCCUGUGUAUUUCGUUCUGGUUGCAUUAGAGAGAUAGACGAGUCUUUUAGUUUGAUAGUGUACAGUAUAAGAAAUCUAUAAUAUCUCAGUGUGUGAAUGCAGAUUAGGUGUGAUAAUUGAUUAUCUAUUGAAUUUAUAGAAGCUAUUUCUCUGAUUAUCUCUGUUGUGGGAAGGUGUUGGGUUUUUUCUUUUUUCUAACAGGAACUCAGCAGAGUUGAAUCUGAUUAACAGCUGUGUUCUCUCCAGUUUCUCAUCCACACUGUUUGAUCUUCAGUCUCAUCUUCAGUAUUGUUUCAGAUGUAUGUUGUACAUAGGCUAGUAGCUGUGUAUAUUAAUAUAUUGGGAGUUGGGAACUUCUUGGUUCUGUCGUCCCAAGUCAUUUUCACUCUGUAUCCUCUCAUGUCUCCGUUUGUUUUUCUUAUUAUAAACAGUAAAAUUUAUAAA